UCAAAAAAUGUUCGCCAAGUGCACCGUCGUCUUGUGCCUCGCGGUUUCGGCCACCUUUGCCAGGUCCACCGGGUCACCGGACCAAAAUUCUAUCGAUGACAACGUCGCACCGCGCUCUGAGGACUCUUACUCGUACAUGAACGACCUGAGGUACGUGUACAAAGUGUAUCAACAAUGUGCCGGUCAAGACAUGUUCCCUUGUCUCAAGUUGAAGCUCGUUACCGCUUUGGACAGGGUCUCCAGGAGUGUAAACGUCGAGUUAAUUGAUGGAGUCACAUUUGUGAAGGAUCCCCAAGCACCUGAAACCACCGAACAACCAAAAACCGAAGCGGAGAUUGAAGCUAACUUACCCAGAUCCCUCAACGAAAAAGACGAUGCCUUAAGCAACCUCAUUUUCCAGAAAGUUGGAUCAUUUUUGGAAUCUCACUCAUUACAGGUUAAACUUCCAUCCUCUUCGGACAUUGCUCGCAGCUUCUCCGGAGAAGAAGGUCGUGGAAAAAAGAACAAGAAAGGCAGCUCCAUGAUGCUUCUACCCUUGAUUCUGGGUGGAACUUUAGUGCCUCUCGCCCUAGGUGCUUUGGCUCUGCUUGCAGGAAAGGCUCUGAUUGUUUCAAAACUGGCUCUGGUGUUGGCUGGAAUUAUCGGUCUUAAGAAAUUGCUUUCUGGUAGUCAUGGACAUCAAGAAUCGGGACACGUUGAGGUCGUUUCAUCUGGGCAUGGUGGUGGAUGGGGAAGGUCUUAUGACAAAGAAGAAGCAGCAAGGUUAGCUUAUCAAGCUUACGAUCCAGAAGCCAAAAAAGAACGAUAAGAUUGUUUAUUAUUUAAUUUAGUUAAGUUAUUUAUUUCUAUUGUAAGAUUUUUAACAGACUGUAAAAUAAAUGUGUAAUUAUUUUUA
Sitophilus oryzae (rice weevil) is the source of this 895-nucleotide messenger RNA. RefSeq lists its product as uncharacterized. The record is from RefSeq and is a predicted model, not a curated record. NCBI's taxonomy places the organism in Eukaryota, Metazoa, Arthropoda, Insecta, Coleoptera, Curculionidae. The transcript is spliced from 2 exons. The coding region runs from base 8 to 808 and encodes 266 amino acids.